GAUGGACAGGGACAGAUACUCCAGCGUUUCCCGGAGAAGGACUGGGAGGACAACCCCUUUCCCCAAGGCAUCGAGCUGUUCUGCCAGCCCAGCGGGUGGCAGCUCUUCACGGAGAGGAACCCCCCCACCUUCUUCGUGGCUGUGCUGACCGACAUCAACUCGGAGCGGCAUUACUGCGCCUGCUUCACCUUCUGGGAGGCUGUUGAGAGCGCACAGAGCCACCCCAGGAAUGGUGAGGGGGAGGAGGAGGAAGAGGAGCCAUCGUCUCCCGUUCAACCCGCUCAGCUCUUCGCUCCCAAAAGCUUGGUGCUGGUGUCGCGGCUGGACCACGCGGAGGUGUUCAGGAACAGCCUGGGUUUGAUCUAUACCAUCUACGUGGACGGACUGAGUGUGUCCCUGGAGAACGUCAUCGGGAACCUCCUGACGUGUACCAUCCCCAUCACCGGGGGAGCUCAGAGGACGAUCUCUCUGGGAGCAGGGGACAGGCAGGUGAUCCAGACACCCAUCAAUGACUCGCUUCCCGUCAGCAGCUGCAGCGUGGCCCUGCUCUUCCGCCAGCUUGGCAUCACCAAUGUGCUGUAUCUCUUCUGUGCAGCGCUUACUGAGCACAAGAUCCUGUUUCUCUCCAGCAGUUACCAGAGGCUCACUGACGCCUGCCGGGCUCUCCUUGCGCUGAUGUUCCCCCUCAAGUACAGUUUCACGUACGUGCCCAUCUUGCCUGCACAGCUCCUUGAGGUACUGAGCACGCCAACACCCUUCAUCAUCGGCGUCCACUCCAUCUUCCAGUCGGAGACGCAGGAGCUGCUGGAUGUUGUUAUCGCAGACCUGGACGGCGGGACAGUGAAUGUCCCCGAGUGUGUACAUAUCUCCCUGCUCCCUGAACCUCUGCUCCAGCAGACGCGGGAAGCCCUCUCCAUGGUCUUGGACCCAGAGCUGGAGGUGGCAGAUCUCGCAUUCCCCCCUUCAACAAUUUCUGCCUCUUCUCUCAAAAUGCAGGAUAAGGAGAUCCGGGCUGUCUUCCUCCGCUUGUUUGCACAGCUGCUUCAGGGUUAUCGCUGGUGUCUGCACAUCAUCCGCAUCCAUCCCGAGCCGGUCAUCCGAUUCCAUAAGGCAGCCUUCCUUGGGCAGAGGGGACUGACGGAGGAUGACUUCCUCACCAAGGUGCUGGAGGGCAUGGCCUUCGCCGGCUUCGUGACCGAGCGGGGCGCCCCGUACCGCUCAAUCGACCUGUUUGAUGAGCUUGUGGCUUAUGAAGUGAAGCGCAUGCGCGCGGAAGAGGGGAACAAGCAGAAGGUACUGCGGCACAUCAAGGAGCUGGCGGAGAAGCUGUACAAAAACGAGAACCCGUACCCCGCGGUGACCAUGCACAAGGUGCAGAAGCCCACAGAAGGCUGUCACCUGCGCCUCCACCAGAAGCCUUUUCCCCGUCUGGAUGAGGGGACAGUGCAGUGGAUCAUCGACCAGGCCACCGCCAAGCUGCAGACGGCCCCUCCUGCUGUGAAGGCGGAGAAGAAGUGCAUGGUGCCAUCGGGACCCCCCAUUGCUGCCAUCAUGGAGCGCAACGGCAAUGCCCUGGCCAACAGCGCCCGUCGCCUGGAGGUGGUGAGGAACUGCAUCUCCUACGUCUUUGAGAACAAGAUGUUAGAAGCCAAAAAGUUGUUCCCUGCUGUGCUGCGCGCCAUGAAGGGCCGGGCAGCCCGGCACUGCCUGACCCAGGAGCUGAACCUGCACGUGCAGCAGAACCGGGCCGUGCUGGAUCACCAGCAGUUUGAUUUCAUAAUCCGCAUGAUGAACUGCUGUUUGCAGGACUGCACUGCCAUGGACGAGCACGGGAUCGCAGCCGCUCUCUUGCCGCUGGUCACCGCGUUCUGCCGAAAACUGAGCCCGGGCAUCACGCAGUUUGCCUACAGCUGUGUGCAGGAGCACGUGGUGUGGACCAACAUCCAGUUCUGGGAGGCCAUGUUCUACUGCGAUGUGCAGAACCACAUCCGAGCCUUGUACCUGGACAACAACGAGGAGAACCGCGUGGAUGAGGAGAGCACGGAGGAGCCGCAGGAAGCCAAGUCUGCCCUGGAGAUAGCGUCGGAGCAGCUGAGGCUCUGGCCCACCAUGAGCCGAGAGAAGCAGCAGGAGCUGAUCCAGAAGGAGGAGAGCACUGUCUUCAGCCAGGCCAUCCACUACGCCAACCGCAUGAGCUACCUGCUGCUGCCUCUCGACACCAGCAAGAACCGCCUGCUACGCAGCUCUGGGCUGGGGGACGUGGAGAGUGUCAGCAACAGCUUCGUCACCAACAGCAUCGCCGGCAGCGUGGCUGAGAGCUAUGACACAGAAAGUGGAUUUGAGGACGCCGAGAGUUCCGACGUGGCCAACUACGUGGUGCGAUUCAUCAACCGCUUUGUGGACAAAGUCUGCACGGAGAGUGGAGUCACCAACGAGCACCUCAAGGGGCUGCAUGUCAUGAUCCCUGAUAUUGUGCAGAUGCACAUAGAGACACUGGACGCCGUGCACAGGGAGAGCAAGAGGCUUCCUCCCAUCCAGAAGCCAAAGCUGCUGCGCCCCAACCUGUUGGUGGGUGAGGAGUGUGUGAUGGAAGGGCUCCGCGUGUACCUCAUGCCUGAUGGACGGGAAGAAGCCGCUGGAGGGAAUAUUGGUGGUCCACCUCUCCUCCCCGCGGAAGGAGCCAUUUUCCUCACCACUUACCGCAUCAUCUUCAAAGGCACUCCCACGGACCCUCUGGUGGGGGAGCAGGUGGUGAUCCGGUCCUUCCCCAUCGCCUCACUGACCAAAGAGAAGAAGAUCAAUAUCCAGGCCCAGGUGGAUCAGUUCAUCCAGGAGGGCUUGCAGCUGCGCUCGUGCACAUUCCAGUUGCUGAAGAUUGCCUUCGAUGAGGAGGUGGCUUCAGACAGCGCUGAGGUCUUCAGGAAGCACCUGCACAAGCUGCGCUACCCCCAGCACGUGCGUGGCACCUUCGCCUUCACCGUGGGCCAGUCCCCCAAGCAAGCCAUGCAGCCCAAGGCCAAGGAGAAGAACCCCUCGCUCAGGACACUCUCCAAAAACCUGGUGAAAAACGCCAAGAAAACAAUUGGCCGCCAAUACGUGACGCGAAAGAAAUACACGCCGCCCAUGUGGGAGCAGCGGAGCAGCCAGCACUUCCCGGAGGACAACGAGGACGAGAUCUCAGUGUCUGAAGAGAUGGACAGAAGCACUUUGAACCCCACCACCACCAUCAGACCUUCGGACAAGAUGACCAUCAACCACUUGGUGGAGCGAGCCUGCUGCCGCGACUACCAGCGCAUGGGGCUGGGCACCCUCAGCAGCAGCCUCACCCGCUCCAACUCGGGGGGCCUGCACGGCAAGGGAGUCGUCGGCCUCUUCAAGUCCCAGAACGCCCCCACCGCAGGCCCCUCGCAGACGGACUCCACCAGUUUGGAGCAGGAGAAGUACCUGCAGGCCGUCAUCAACUCCAUGCCGCACUACGCCGACGCCAGUGGGCGCAACACGCUCAGUGGCUUCACCUCCGCGCACAUGAGCAGCUCAGAUUUCUCCGACAAGAGACAGCCUAAGCUGGGAUCGCUCAUGAAGCAGGUGAUGGGAGGGAAGGACGAUGGGCCCGGUACUAUUAGCCGCGGAGGCAAGUGGGGCAGCAUCCGAGCCAGCGGGCGCAUGAGCAGCUACGCCCUGAACAUGGAGAUCGGCUCGCGCCUGGCUGGGAAGGACCUGCUGGGUGCCCAGCACAACGGCACCCCCGCGGAGGCCAGCUUCCUGCGCCAGCACCGCGCCUCGCUCUACAUCAUCGGGGACAAGUCGCAGCUGAAGGGGGUGAAACCGGACCCGCUGCAGCACUGGGAGGUGGUGCCCAUCGAGGUGUUCGACGUGCGGCAGGUGAAGGCCAGCUUCAAGAAGCUGAUGAAGGCCUGUGUGCCCGGCUGCCCCUCCACCGACCCCAGCGUCGCCUACUUGCGGUCCCUGGAGGAGUCCGAGUGGCUGUCCCAGAUCCAUAAGAUCCUGCAGAUUUCGGUGUUGGUGGUGGAGCUCCUGGACACGGGCUCCUCCGUGCUGGUCAGCCUGGAGGACGGCUGGGACAUCACCACGCAGGAAGGAGCCCUACAGCUGCCGCACGCGACGGCUGGCCGCGGCCGGCUCCCCCCGAGCCGGCAGAUCCACCUGCAGUUCCCCAUGGAGUUCGAGUUCAGCCAAUACUACCUGAAAUUCCUCAGCUACCACUACAUUUCCAACCGUUUCCGGACGUUCCUGCUGGACUCCGACUACGAGCGCAUCGAGCUGGGCCUCCUUUACGAGGAGAAGGGCGAGCGGAAGAGCCAGCAGGUCUACAAGUCCAUCUGGGAUUACAUCGACCGGCUGAACAAGAAAGCCCCCAUCUUCUUCAACUACAUGUAUGCCCCCGAGGAUGGGGAGGUGCUAAGGCCGUACAGCAACAUUUCCAACCUGAAGGUGUGGGACUACUAUACGGAGGAGACGCUUUCCGAGGGCCCCUCCUACGACUGGGAGCUGGCGCAGGGGCAGCCGGAGCACGUGGAGGAGGCGGACCGGCAGGACACCAGUGCCCCCCAGACGAAGCGCAAGAUCAUCUGGCCGUGUUAUGACAACCGCAGCCGCGUGGAGCCCGACGCCAUCUCCAAACUGCUGGAGGAGCUGCACAACCUGGAGAUGGGGCUGGGGCAGGUCCCGGAGCGCUGGAAGGACACGUGGGACAAGGUCAAAGCUUCCCAGCGCACCGAGGCGCGGCAGGAGGGAAGCCGGCGUGGCCCCCAAUCGCUUCACCACUUCUUGUCCCCGCUGACGCGCUACAGAUCGAACUGCCCUUCAGCCCUCUCUCCUGCCCGCCCUAACGCGCUGCCUCGCUCCCCCAGGUCCUACGAGGGGUCGCUGUACAAGAAAGGCGCCUUCAUGAAACCGUGGAAGCCUCGCUGGUUCGUGCUGGAUAAAACCAAACAUCAGCUGCGGUACUACGACAGCCGGAUGGACACGGAGUGCAAAGGGGUGAUUGACCUGGCCGAGGUGGAGUCCAUCACCCCAGGAACCCCCACCAUGGGGGCCCCCAAGACGGUGGACGAGAAAGCCUUCUUCGAUCCAGACAGCCCCUACAGCCCGCGGGCGCCAGAGUUCAUCCGGAAUCACCAACGCUGCCACAGCACCGCUCCCCGCAGGAUCACGGCUCUCCUGCUCGAGACGGACACUCUCCUCUCCCGGCACACACCUCUGGGCUGUCCCGGCGAAGCAGCCCGGCGCCCGACCCGCGUCCCCUUCCACGGGCGGCUGCGGAUUCGCAGGAUCCCACGGCACAACGACCCCCCACAGCCCCCAACCGCACCACCGCCGCCGCCGGCCGGAGCAGAGUCCCAUUUCCGCAUGUACCGAUUCAACACAGAAUGUUUUAAUGUUUCCGUUAUUUUCAGUGACGCGGACACCGCGCGGCUGCUGAAGGUGUGA
Charadrius vociferus (killdeer) is the source of this 5451-nucleotide messenger RNA. RefSeq names its product SET binding factor 1 (gene SBF1). The record is from RefSeq and is a predicted model, not a curated record. NCBI's taxonomy places the organism in Eukaryota, Metazoa, Chordata, Aves, Charadriiformes, Charadriidae. The coding region runs from base 676 to 5451 and encodes 1591 amino acids. The transcript has 38 exons.